Messenger RNA from Rodentolepis nana, 951 nucleotides. The record is from the annotation of a GenBank genome assembly. Lineage: Eukaryota; Metazoa; Platyhelminthes; Cestoda; Cyclophyllidea; Hymenolepididae.
AUGGAAUCUGUGGAUAUAAACGGCCUUUCUCUCAAAACUAGAUCCUCAAAUUAUUUUUCAUUUAAUCAACCUUGGAAUACUUGCCCUGUCGUCAAGAGCGAAGAGCCUUCUUCACCGCUUUAUGGAGGAAACUCGAUACGGGAGCAACCAUAUCGAGGUGACAAUGUUCCUUUUGCAUUGAAUGGAAUGCAACGAGUUGAAACAAGUUACUCAGACGCUUAUCACUUUGAAUCAACUCAGAUCCCUCCUCACUAUACUCACUGUCCAGAGUGUGUCAAUUGUGGACGUGCCAAUUCAAGAUAUUGGGCUUACGAUAAAGGUGGGAAUCCACUCUGUAUUGACUGUUCGAAGCAAAUGUGUUCGAGACAUACCACUGCUCAAAACGGUCUCCCCGCUUCGAUGCCCAGGCAAUUCAAAAAAAAAAUCGACCGUCUCCCACCACACUUCAAUGUGAAAAAUGGGACCAUUUGCAGCAAUUGUCAGACGUCGAAAACGUCGCUUUGGCGUAGAGCUCCAGAAGGCGAUAUUGUAUGCAAUGCUUGUGGACUCUAUCGUAAAAUGCACGGGCGGCAACGGCCUUUGACAAUGCGAAAGGAUUCCAUUCAAACCCGGAAACGCCGUUCAUUAAAGAAGCAUUCAAAUGAUCCAAAUGAGCACCGACAGUCGAACGUAUCCGAUAAAUCACUUGUGCCUCAAAAACUCAGUAUCCCAUUAAAUAAUUAUCAAGACAGGCUAAACAUUAACCAGGACUUUCAAGCCGCGUUUGGACCACAACAUAACUUCAAAUCUCACAAUCUAUCAUUCGGUGAAAUGCCUCAAGAAUCAUUCCCUACUUGGUACCCUGAAUCCUUCGAAAUACCCCAACCGGUUCAGCCGAGAUUUUCUGAUGCUUUCUAUUCACAUUUUCAAACUCCCCAUUUUCCAACAGAAAAUGGCAAUUACCCGUCGUAA